Messenger RNA from Zophobas morio, 3415 nucleotides. It is a transcript of the gene Ets98B, whose product is annotated as DNA-binding protein D-ETS-4. Gene Ontology annotation, biological process: cell differentiation; regulation of transcription by RNA polymerase II. Bases 1233 to 2810 code for a protein of 525 amino acids. Lineage: Eukaryota; Metazoa; Arthropoda; Insecta; Coleoptera; Tenebrionidae. Gene Ontology annotation, cellular component: nucleus. The transcript is spliced from 5 exons. Gene Ontology annotation, molecular function: DNA-binding transcription factor activity, RNA polymerase II-specific; sequence-specific DNA binding. The record is from RefSeq and is a predicted model, not a curated record.
ACCCAGAGGUCAGAUUUGGGUAAAAAUAUCGCGCGAGGUGCGAUAAGAAUUUUAAUUUUGUUGCUAUGUAAUCAGGAUUAUUUGGCUGAGCUUCGCGAUGAUGUGGCGUUUCGGUACAACAAUAGGGUUUUCCCUCUUCCGUUCUGUUAUGGUUCAAAAAUUUUGGCAAAUUUUGGGCUGCGAAAAUGUGAAGGUUACCGCGUUCCGACAAUGGAAGGUUUUGACAUUGUUCGUUUUUCUACUCGAUUAAAAUGCAAAUUGCCAAGCACGACCAUAAAUAUCACCGCGGAGAUAAUAACUAUAUUUAUUACUUCAUGCGAGUAAUUACGUUUUAAUUGGAACAAUACAUCCAGGUGCUUACGCAACUAGACCCGUUCCAGCCACCAAAAUUUCGAUUUUCUGUGACUCACGCGGUUUCACGGAAACCACUAGCGUCAUCACCAUUGUGAAACCGAAAUAUCCAAGAGAUCCUUGUCGAGGUGACCACUUUCUCCGUGACGAAGAGGCGGUCGACGACUGCACCAUAUUCGAUAACGAAAAUAACAAUAAUAUGAUGACCCUUGGAGACGCACGACCUCCUACAAGAGGACACCCGACUCCUCAGGGUGUGUCCGCGAUUUCCUGUGCAGUUCCAGCGAAUUCCAAAAUUGUUACGAAAUGCAGGCACACGUGCAGUGAGAGGCAGUCCGAUCACGUCUUCUCGGGAAACCCGUUGCCUUGGAGCCUGAUGGACGCGCCUCCAGUCCAUGUCCAAAAUCGCGUUUACGUAACUCUCGGAUUUUCCCGGAGAAAGUCCUCGCGACGAAUUUCGAAAAUAUUUGCGCUCCUUGAGCACAAAUUGUGCUAAUCAACCCGCGCAUUAGUUUUUCCAGCGCCGCUUAAUUGCGGAAUAAAUUAAAAUUCACAUUUCGGUACGAUCGCGUAAAGCUCAGGUGACGUAAUAGGCAAGCAAUGAAAUUUCCGAGUAACAAAGGUAGCAGAUACGUCUCGCCGCGAUCCCGAAAAGGAUAAAAGAGUGACGUAGCACCUUCCUUGACAAUGCAGUGAAUCGAGGAUAUUUUGACCAAGGUGAACCAAAAGAUAGAUAGAGAGGGAGCAUUCCGAAUUUUUAGAUGUUAGACUAAGAAGGAAGUUAGUUGGGUCCGUGGUUCGGGUUUGUGCACAUCUUGGGUGCGUGUGCGUGAGGUGAUUUUGUCGCGGGAGAUCAACCUGAGGAACAAUGAGGAGGAAUAAUGAUGCCACAAACUGUUCCAUCAGCUGGGUUCACCCCACCAUGCGACUACACGAAUUACGCUGACAACUUCGACUUGUCCCUCCUUCCGGGUGGUGAGCAGCUGGACCCAUCCCUCAGUCAAAGUUUCGACAAAGUCCAACCCAAGAUCUACACCACGUUCUACCCCAACUCACCCCAACAAGACGACUUCCGCCCGGAUUUCCAGACCCUGCUGGUGCCAGACGACGAGAAGUCGCAGAAUUCGUACCUGGAAGUACCGCCGAUUUUGUCCCCGAACUCGUACCGGCAGUCCAGCGAGGCCAACUUUUACCCCAGCUCUCCAGAACUCUCGCUGUACACCCCGUCCCCCAGCUCGCACUACUCGCAGUCGCCGGUCGAUGAUUUUUUCCACUACGUCAAGAAGGAACCCUAUCCCAGUUCUCCCUAUUCCUAUCGGGUCAAAGAGGAGAACUUUCUCUCGCCUUGCGGGUUUUCGUCACCGACGAGUCCUGCCACCAGCUACUCGAGCUUAUCGUCACCCGAACAAAUAAACAUACAACAAGCGGAGAACAGCGACGUAUUAGAAUUGCUGGAAAACACUGUCUUGGAUAAACAAAUCAAGCAAGAGAGUACGGUCGAUUUCGGGAACCUCUUGAGUAGUUUCCAGGAUUCGGAAAGCUUAAGACGGUUGCUGGAAGACGACUUCAAGGAAAGUCAGCCGGAGGCUGAGGUGUCUAAGCCCAAGGACCACCAAUUGUUGCGGGAGGUCUUGCGGGACACCAGUUUCCAGAAGAAGUUUAACAUCAGGCCCAUCGAUUUUGGGUUCAUCGGGGGCGAGAUCAAGAUGGAGGAGCCCGACGAGAGCGCACAGAGGGAGUUGAUGAGGGAGAACAUAGAACCGGUGUUCAAUCUAGCGAUCGAGCAGAUGAAGAAAGACGUGGACACCACUUGUACGGCGCUCGGUAUCUCUCCAGAUCCCACGCAAUGGAGUGCCGCUGAUGUCUUGUCGUGGUUGCAGUGGACUUCCAGACAAUUCGGCCUGGCUGAACCUCUUCCCGAACAGUGGGAGAUGAACGGCUCCAGUCUGGCAGCCUUGUCCGAGGAAGAUUUUACGAGGCGGUCACCGCAGGGCGGAAUGAUCCUGCAUGCCCAGCUGGAAAUAUGGAAAGCAGCCUAUUCGGAAGAGGACCUUAGCAUGAAGUGGCAACCGGAGACCACGUCCAGUAACGCGUCCAGUGGGGACAUGUCGGAUGAUGACGAUGAGGAAGCUUCUUCAUCUCAGGCCGAUCCGACCAGACCCACGACCUCGAGAGCGGGGGGUUCCCAUAUCCAUUUGUGGCAGUUCCUGAAGGAACUGUUGGCGUCACCACAAACUCACGGUUCCUGCAUUCGGUGGCUGGACCGGUCCAAGGGGAUCUUCAAAAUCGAGGACUCUGUCAAAGUCGCGCGGUUAUGGGGGAAGCGGAAGAACCGUCCGGCGAUGAACUACGACAAGUUGAGUAGGUCGAUAAGGCAGUACUAUAAAAAGGGGAUCAUGAAGAAGACGGAACGCUCGCAGAGGCUGGUCUACCAGUUUUGCCAUCCUUACAACUUGUAAGACAGUCGUUGUACAUAAUUUAUUUAUUUUAUUGUUAGGGGUUAACGCGGGGAUGGUGUAGGUCUUCGUUUGCAUUUUGAAGUUAUCAGAAUGCAAGUGAAUCGGUCUUUCGUAGGGUAUUACUACGAAAGUUUUUUUCAUGUAAAUAAGUUCAAGAUGCGGAAGGUAAUUUCCAAACUUUUUGACAUAAUUUAAGUAAAAUAUUUGCCGAAGAGUAGGAGCUUUGUGGGGGAGUUAGAGUGGUACCUCGCGGUUGUUUGAUGCUCGGGUUUAGGCUUUUGAAGCUCGACGACCGUAAGGGGUGGCGCUUGUCUCCAGGAGCUUCGAAAAUCGGUGAUUUUGGUCCCAUAUAUCUAUGAUAUAUUAAGUAAGUAAGUUCUAUGAACAAAUAUAUUUUUAAUUUGAAUACUCAUGAGCAAUCCAAAUAAGUACUCAGAAUAUAGCAGGUGCUAUAUUGCUGUGGUUAGUGUUUAGAGUUUUAUAACUGUUAAUUUUAAUUUAUUGUUAAUUGUUUUAUGCGCUUUGAUAACAUGUUGUAUGUUUAUUUUUAUAGUUUUUAAAGAUCUAUUGUAUAAAUCAUUUUAAUAAAUCUUAUUAUUUUUGAA